AGGUAUUUUCUCACAUCAUCUCAUAAAUAGAUGCCGCCCCCCUAAUUUUGUUUCCCUGGUACGGUUCUAGAUCUGAAAGCUCAGCCCGGCAGCCCCUAUAUCAGCUCUUAUACCAGUAAAAAUGACUCAAAUCAAUUUACCAUUCCAAGUUGAUCAAAUUGUCGAAGUGAAAUCCUUUAUCAAAGGAUACCGCGGGGCUUGGUUUCGCUGUAAGAUAACGGAUAUAACCUAUGAAAGUGGAGAACUUAGGUAUAAGCUAAAGUAUCUUGACUAUCUAGACGAAGCGAUAGAUAAUGCGCUAGUCUUUGAGACGCCUGAAGGUGGGACGGAGAGUCAACUAAUGGUUCGUCCCACGUAUCCACCACAUUAUCAUGAAAGUGAAUACCUUAAUCUCAAGGGUGAGACAGAACCUCUUGUCGUCGUUCAUGAGUCUUGGAAAGUUGGAGAUUUAGUUGAUUGGUGGAGAGAUAAAUGUUACUGGUCUGGAGAAAUUGUGGGUAUCCAGGGUAAGCAAUUAUGUCAGGUGUUUGUAAGGAGUGUGAUGUAA
Camelina sativa (false flax) is the source of this 547-nucleotide messenger RNA. NCBI's taxonomy places the organism in Eukaryota, Viridiplantae, Streptophyta, Magnoliopsida, Brassicales, Brassicaceae. The record is from RefSeq and is a predicted model, not a curated record.